AUGACGUUCGGAAAUUUUACAGCAGAAGUGAGCAAGUGGAAAUUCAAAGAAGUUGGAACUUCUAUAUGGUUAGAAUCAAAACCGGGAGGCUGUGCGGAAAUAUAUAGUGAUUUGUUAUACAACAAGAAGAUCCAAGACCCGUUUCUUGAUAUGAAUGAAGAUCAGGUCCAAUGGGUAUCAAAAUGCCAAUGGGAAUACGAAACUAAUAUUGAAAUUCCUAGAAUAGAUAAUAAGGAGAAAUAUAAAUUAAUAUUUGAAGGUUUGGAUACAUUUGCAACCAUUUAUUUUAACAGCGAAGAAAUUCUUAAAACAGAUAACAUGUUCUUAAAAUAUUCAGUGUUUGUACAACCUAAACUUACAAACACUAUCCGUAUAGUAUUCGGUAGUGCUUUGAAUAUCUCUAAAAUGUAUGAGCAUAGACAUGGAAAACUAAAAUGUUGGAAUGGGGAUCCAAGUAGAGUGUAUAUUAGAAAGGCACAAUACCAGUAUGGUUGGGACUGGGGCCCUAAAUUAAUUAGUUGUGGGCCAUAUCGACCAACUUAUUUAAUAUCGUAUCAAUCUCAUAUAAACGAUUUCUACGUGCAUGGAGAUGUUCAUGAAGAUUUGAGUAUCGUUCUGGGGUAUAUAGAAACCGAUAUUGAGACGGAUACUCAGGUGGUUAUAUCCAUGGAAGUCCGUUCACCAGAUUCUAUUGAGACUGUAUUACAUUUAAAGAAGCCAGUACUGGGGAGUGGUAAAUUUCUACAAGAAUUUUCCAUUUUAAGUCCAAAAUUAUGGUAUCCAAGAGGAUAUGGAAGUGCUGCAUUGUAUCAUGUUACUGUCCGUUUAAUUUCCAAGACUGGCAAUAUUAUUUGCCAAGUUCACAAACACAUCGGAUUCAAGCGUAUUCAAUUAAUACAACACCCCUUUCUUGAACAAAGUGGGACAAGCUUUUAUUUACAAAUUAAUAACAUUCCCAUAUUUUGCAAAGGAUCAAAUUGGAUUCCAGCUCAUUCAAUACCUUCAUCCGUCAGUAAAACAGACUACAAACAAUGGCUAAAUUCGGCUGUCAAUGCCAACCAUAAUAUGAUUAGGGUUUGGGGUGGAGGAUACUAUGAGUCAGAUUUCUUUUAUAAUAAUUGUGAUCGAUUAGGAUUAUUAGUUUGGCAAGAUUUUAUGUUUGCUUGCGGUCAAUAUCCAGGUAAUCUCAAGUAUUUUGUUGAAUCUGUUUCCAAGGAAGUAGCAUAUCAAGUUCAACGUCUACGAAAUCAUUGCUCAAUUUCUAUGUACUGCGGAAAUAACGAAGACUACCAAAUUGCAGAAGCAUAUAAUCUACAAUGGGACAAGAAAAACCAUACAGGAGAUUACGCCAAAACAUCUUUCCCUGCUCGAACGAUCUAUGAAAAAAUCAUACCAGAAUUAGUAGCAAAAUAUCAUGUAGGAAUACCUUAUCACCCAGGCUCUCCUUGGGGAGGUGAAAAAACUUCAGAUCCUACAGUUGGAGAUAUACAUCAGUGGAAUGUAUGGCAUGGAACACGAGAAAAGUACCAAGAUUGGUACAAAUUGGGCGGCAGAUUUGUUUCAGAGUUCGGGAUGGAAGCUCUUCCUAGUUACAGUACAUUUAUGAGGUGUAUAUCAGAGAUAUCAGAGAUUUAUCCACAAAGUUUGGUUGUCGAUUUCCACAACAAAGCUGCUGGAUUUGAGAGUAGAUUAGCUCUGUAUAUGUUUGAAAAUAUCAGGCUUCGCACAAUGGAUAUGAAAUCAUGGAUCUAUGCAACUCAAUUGAUGCAAGCCGAAUGUCUUGGGUAUGCUAUACGAAGUUGGAGACGUAAUUGGAAGGGUAAGGGUAAGAGGUAUAUGGGUGGGAUCUUAAUUUGGCAGUUAAAUGACUGCUGGCCAGUUACAAGCUGGUCCUUGGUAGAUAACUUUAAAACCCCUAAACUAGCAUUCUAUGCUGCAAAGAGAGAGUAUAGAGCCAUUGCAGUCGGAGUUCAAAGACAAGGGAAUGAAUUACAGGUUUGGUGCGUCAAUGAUGAAGGUAGUAAAGAAAACAUUACACUCUCACUAGAUAUCUAUGAAGUCUUUUCUGGACAAUUGAUUGAACAUUAUGAAAUGUACAAUAUAACAUUGGAAGCGAAUCUGAGCUCCGAAAUCCUUUCAAAUUAUGAACUCCCUAGUGAUGGUCCAAUGGUAGCGAAUGCUUCUAUCAUUCACAAAGAUGAAGUUUUGGCAAAUUAUGGCGAUUGGCCGCAACCUUUAAAAUACCUUCAAUUUUGUAAGAGGAGUAUAAAACUUGAAGUAUAUGAUGGAUAUGUGGUAAUCUCUACUACAAUGCCAAUAAAGGGGAUAGAAUUAAUAACCGAGAAUAAUUUAUUUUUUGAAGAUAAUGGUAUGGACUUAUUUCCUAAUAAAGAGAUGACUGUUUCUUGCCCGGAGUUAAAACAUACAGAUACUGUCACCAUAAGACAUUACGAAUAA
Messenger RNA from [Candida] anglica, 2457 nucleotides. Lineage: Eukaryota; Fungi; Ascomycota; Pichiomycetes; Serinales; Debaryomycetaceae. The record is from the annotation of a GenBank genome assembly.